Rotaria sp. Silwood2 is the source of this 909-nucleotide messenger RNA. The record is from the annotation of a GenBank genome assembly. Lineage: Eukaryota; Metazoa; Rotifera; Eurotatoria; Philodinida; Philodinidae.
AUGUCAAUUGGUUCCAGACAAGGAUCAUCAAAUAUUUUAAAUACAGAUGAAAAUAAUUCAUCACCAGUAGUUAUUGAAAAUCAAAAUGAAAAUAAUUCAUCAACAACACCGGUUGAAAAUACAGAUGAAAAUAAUUCAUCACCAGUAGUUAUUGAAAAUCAAAAUGAUGAUAAUUCAUCAAUAACAACCAUGGAAAAUAAAGAUGAAUAUAUUUCAUCAGAAAUACCUAUUGAAAAUAAAGAUGAAAAUCAAUUAAAUACAGAAAUAAAUGAUACAAAUAGUCGAACAAGUUCAUUGAAAAUUACUCGAUCACAAUCACAUUCAUCAAAAACUUCUGAACGAAAUGAAUCGUCUAAAAUGACGAAUAUAAUUAUAAGUGAAAGACCACUUUCACCAAUUAUUCGUCAUCGAAUAAUUAAACAUGAAAAAUUAAAUUCAACAAAUCAACAACGUACUCGAUCAAAUUCAUCACGUAAAACAUUUUCAUAUCUUACACCUGAUCGUUUUAAUUUACGUUAUUGGAAACAACAACGUCGUCAAUUGGCUAAACAAGAAGAAGAUGAUCGAAUUUAUCAUGAAAAUAGACAAAAACUAGAGCGUUUAGCUCGAAUAGCUAAAGAACCAAGUACAUAUCCAUCAAUACAUAUUGAACAAGAACGUUUACGAGAACGACAUGUUAUUGAUUAUCGUCGAAAAGUUUUAAAAAGUCAUAUACCUAUAUUACGAGAAAAUUUAUCUAUUGUCAAUCGUCUUGCUAAUGUUAAAGGUGUUUAUGAUGUUAAAAAAAUGAAUGAAGAUUAUACUCGUCAUACAUUAAUUCUUAAACAAGAUGCUGCUAAUAGACAAAAAGCACGAGAAACAGCAGAACAAAGACCUUUUAUUUUACCAAAAAUUAACGUUAAAUCAUAA